CUCUCUGCUCAACCCUUGUCCAUGAGCACCUUCCACGUAACGACAAAACAUUAUUGGACCACCGAACUUUUGAGAGGGAAGAAACAAGACGAGAGUGAUUUCUUUGAAAAUUGAAUAGGAGAAGCUGGAUUAUAAAAACAAUAAAACGCAACCCUAGACAAGUUUCUGAGUUCAGGCAAUCUUGGGGAGACAUGGGUUGCCCCAAUGCUCGCAAAUGCUAUAAAACCUCGAGAUUGGUUGGACCAUGCCUCCCUCCCACUCCUUGAAGUCUCAAAUUUCUCAAAAUCCUUCUGCCUUGGCUUAUGUUGUGUCCCAAACUGAUGGAUAUGCCUCGUCCAUAAAACAUUUAAUGCCACCUCAUGGUUGAACCCGCUCUGGUUUCUCGUCGUUCUCUUCAGCAUCCUCAAACAUAGUCCCCAGCUAGUCCCUCAUGCUCACUGCCCACGCUAGUCCUAUGGAAUCCAGAGCCAAAACUGAUCGAGUCAAACAGCUUGGAGAGCUUCUCCAAGAAGAGCAAGAGCCUUUUGUUCUUGAAGUGUAUCUUUCGGAGAGACGGUAUGCGAACAGGAGCGGGUCUUUGAGGAGGUCGAGCAGCAGCGGUCAACAGACGAGUCGAAAGAGCAUUGUUCGGCUUUCGAAGUUGCUGAGAACUGUCUACAACAAGGUUGCCUCUUUAAAUGGGAAGAAGCAUGGAGUGAAGAACGGGGAAAGAAGUGAAGAGACUGGUAUUGCUGAUGCUAGUACUAAACAGGAAGCCGGCGAUGCUGACAGAUUUUCCAUGUCCAGCGAUGUGACGACUUACUUUUCUUGCUCCGAGAGCGAUAAAGAAGGAAAACACGCUUCUUCAGAAAACGAGCAUGCAUCAUAUGACUCAAUCUGUCUUCAGAAUUUGAACAACGCAAAGAAGGAACAGGGUGAGAAGGAUUCAACGAUCCAAUGGAGCGUAGAGAAGGACAAGGAGCAGUUCGACCAUGUCUCGGUGACGGAACAAGCGAAUUACCUCGCGCCCCUUCAUGAUUGGCAGCAGGAUUUGCAGCAUCCUCCUGCAAGGCAAGAGGCCAGUGCGCCAACUUGCAAAAUUGUCCUGCCAAUGAAGAUGAUUGAAGAUUCCGUAUUUUCUGCUUCCAUCUUGGAAAUACUAUUCCACUGCUCAAAAGACAAGCAAAGCUUCACCAGAACAGAAGAAGCCAGCCAGGCCUCGGACUCGAACGCUUCGUACAGUUACUUGAACUCGAAAAUGAUAUUGCAGCAGACAAAGCGGCUUCUGUUCGAUUGUGUGAAGGAAAUUAUACAGACCCAUGAGCGGAAGGAGAAAGCGAAACGACACAACCGAGUUGCCUUGGGGCCCGAGGAGAUCGGGAAGCUCAUAUGCGACAAGAUCGUGGCGUGGGGCAGAACAUCCAGAGACGAAACGAGCACGACCGAGCUGCUCUCUUCGGACUACUCGGAUACAGUAGAAGAAUGGGAGGAUUGUGCUCUACAAAAGAGGCAAAUAAGUAGGGAAGUUGGAGAUGCUAUCGUAGAAGAGAUCACAAACGAAAUUGUUCUAGACAUGAUUGAUUUGCAGUUACCAAGGAUGUGAUUACUUGCAAAAAAGCAAAAUAUUAAUAGAUCCUCAAACAUUUGCUUAGACAUC
Molecule: messenger RNA, 1636 nt
Organism: Eucalyptus grandis
Lineage: Eukaryota; Viridiplantae; Streptophyta; Magnoliopsida; Myrtales; Myrtaceae
Exons: 3
Coding region: 431-1582 (383 amino acids)
Source: RefSeq, a predicted model, not a curated record